Molecule: messenger RNA, 1088 nt
Organism: Cotesia glomerata
Lineage: Eukaryota; Metazoa; Arthropoda; Insecta; Hymenoptera; Braconidae
Product: splicing factor U2af 38 kDa subunit-like
Exons: 5
Coding region: 207-941 (244 amino acids)
Biological process (GO): mRNA splicing, via spliceosome
Cellular component (GO): spliceosomal complex; U2AF complex
Molecular function (GO): pre-mRNA 3'-splice site binding; metal ion binding
Source: RefSeq, a predicted model, not a curated record
CGGCUUUCUUAUACCAACAGCAACUAAAUAUAUAGUCUACAGUUAACCUGCAAAAACACCUCUAACAGUUCCAGCGUGUUGUAAAAUAAUUAAACGAGAUUCUUAAAAAUGUUUAUGGAUUUUUACCAUCGCUGAUACGUUUUAUGUCUCCAGAAUAUAUUUAUUUACAUUAAAAGCAAUAAUUCCAUCAGUAAAUAUUUGCUGAAAUGGCUGAAUAUCUAGCUUCUAUUUUCGGUACUGAAAAGGACAAAGUAAAUUGUUCUUUUUAUUUCAAAAUCGGAGCGUGUCGUCACGGUGAUAGAUGUUCAAGGAUUCACAACAAACCAACUUUUAGCCAGACAUGCUUACUCCAAAACCUUUACGUCAACCCUCAAAACUCUGCUAAAAGUGCUGACGGUUCUCACUUGGUAGCCAAUGUCUCCGAUGAAGAAAUGCAAGAGCAUUAUGACAAUUUCUUCGAAGAUGUAUUUGUCGAGUGUGAAGACAAGUAUGGAGAGAUUGAAGAAAUGAAUGUUUGCGACAAUCUUGGUGAUCACCUUGUUGGAAACGUUUACAUAAAAUUCCGCCGUGAAGAAGAUGCUGAGCGAGCUGUUAAUGAUUUGAACAACCGUUGGUUCGGUGGACGUCCAGUUUAUGCUGAAUUAUCACCUGUAACUGAUUUUCGCGAAGCUUGCUGUAGACAGUAUGAAAUGGGAGAAUGUACCCGAUCAGGAUUCUGCAACUUCAUGCACUUGAAGCCCAUCUCCCGCGAGCUGCGCCGUUACUUGUACAGCCGCAAGAAGGGAGGAAAACGUUCUCGCAGUCGCUCACGAUCACGCGGCCGAGAACGCAAGCACAAGUCGCGGUCCCGCGAACGUCGAUCUCGCUCCCGAGACCGCCGGAAGGGUGGUCGCGAAAGUCGCGAAGACAGAGGACGUGAUGGUCGAUCAGGAAGAUACUGAACAUUCUUUUUUAUCAAUGGGGUUCUUAUCGGAAAAUUUUAUUGUCCCAGAACAGUAACAUCAAUUUUUUUAUAAAACUUAAUGUAUUCUUAUGCUAUUAUAAAUUCAGUAACAAAUAGAAAUAAAAAAUCCCGAAUUUUUGUGAAA